This is a messenger RNA of Besnoitia besnoiti, 3426 nucleotides long. RefSeq names its product WD domain, G-beta repeat-containing protein. Gene Ontology annotation, molecular function: protein binding. Gene Ontology annotation, cellular component: Pwp2p-containing subcomplex of 90S preribosome; small-subunit processome. Gene Ontology annotation, biological process: rRNA processing. The transcript has 12 exons. The record is from RefSeq and is a predicted model, not a curated record. NCBI's taxonomy places the organism in Eukaryota, Apicomplexa, Conoidasida, Eucoccidiorida, Sarcocystidae. The coding region runs from base 1 to 3426 and encodes 1141 amino acids.
AUGGCACGGUCGUCUGACCCUUCGAAUGGAGGCGUGCCCAAGCCUCGGCGAAAACUGGGCGGCGGCUCACGGACCCAGUCCGAGGAGCGGAAGGAUGCGUUGAAGACGACCCCCAGAUCUCAGGCGCAGGGCGCGUCGUCUUCAGAAGACAGAAAACGGUCACGCGCGCUUGCGAAGCGCGAGCAGGCGGAGUCCCUCCCUGCUGCUCAGGCAGCCGAGGCCCCCUCCUCCGCUUCCUUCUCUCUCGCUGCUGCGUGUGCGCCUCCUCUCGAAGGAAGCGUGCUGUUUCAUCCGGUUCGCAUGUUGGGCAAAGUGACCGAACGCAUUCCCUUCGGCCUAGCCCGACUGGGGACGGAGAUGUUUGUCACCUGCAGUCUGGGGCGCGCGUUCCAGGUGUUUGAGGGCGCCAAGCUUCGGCUAGUGUUUUCGAGUCCGCCGCUCGGCCACAAGAUACGGCACUUGCUGGUUGACUACUCGACUGUCUAUACAGCGGGCAAGUACGAAGUCUUUGCGUGGCAGAAACUGGAAAAAGUCGCGGAGUUCCUCCCCGGCAAGCACGCGCACCGCGGCCUGCCCGACGCUCCCGAGUACAAACUGCGCGGCCUGACGGUCAUCGGCGACUGGUUGCUGACCUUCUCCGGUGUCGAGCUCUGCGUGUGGCAGAAGAAGACGGGGAAGCUGGUCCACAAGUACGAAAACCGGGAUUUCUUCUCCUCGGCUGCCUCCGCAGGCGCGCGCCUCCCUCUCUUCACUGCGCUCCUGCACCCGCCCACGUAUCUGAACAAAGUGGCUGUCGGAUUUGACUCAGGUCACCUCCUCAUUGUCAACCUCCGCACGGGUCUGCUGGUCCACCAACUCAGGUGUCUCGUCUCCGCACAAACAAGAGAGGAGGCCGGGCGCGCCGCGAACGCGAGAGCGACUGGCGGCUCCUCGGAGCUUUCCAGCGACGAGGACGACGCGGACGCGCUGCCGAAGCUGGCCUCCUCCUCCUCGCCGGCGUCCUCCGCGUGGGGCGCUGUGACGUGUGCGGCGAACGGCCCCGAGCCGGACGUCGUCGCUGUCGGCUUCUCCUCGGGCAGAAUUGCCGUCGUCGAUCUCGCGCGCGACGAGCUUUUGCUUGAGUUUGCACAUGCGCCUGCGCAGGGCGCGGUGCUUUCUCUCGCCUUCCGCACCGACGCCUCCUCGUCCAUCUCUUCGGAGGACGACGCGAUCGCGGACCUCAGCGCCGUGCUUGUCAGUGGAGGCAAAAACGGCGAUCUCGUCGUGUGGAGCCUCGACGAGGGCCGCUUCUUGGGCGCCGUUGAAGGCGCUCACCAAGGCCCCAUACGCUCGCUGCAGUUCUACCCCGGCCAGCCCAUUCUCGUCUCUUCAGGAGACGACAACAGCUUAGUCAUGUGGAUUUUUGACCUGCCAACUGGGCUUCCGCGCGAGCUAAAAUCGAGACGCGGCCACAUCGGCCCCGUCGACUUCUUGGGUUUCUACGACGGAAUCCAAGAGGGCACUGAACUCCUGACCACCAGCACUCUCGGCGGCCGUGGUCACAUCGCCCGCACGUCCCUGAUUCGCCAGCAGCAGAACUGCGCCUUCUCUGCCAAGUGCUUUCGGAAGAAAGCGACUGAUUGGGGCUUCCGGCCGAAGCGCUUCCCACCCGCGGUCACCGAUAUCGCCUUCGCGUCAUCCCGCCACUUUGACUGGCCGAAUGUGGUAUCCAUUCACCGCGGUGCGCAUGCGGCGCUCGUCUGGAGUUUCCACGACAAAGCGCUGACGACCCAGGCGCUUCGCGUUUCGCGGCACGCCCCGACGCCCGCGACCGCAGUGGCGGUGAGCGGCUGCGGGAACUUCGUGGUCAUUGGGUACGCAGACGGGACGCUUCACAAGUUCAAUCUGCAGUCUGGGAAGCACCGCGGAGAGUUCUCGGGGCGACCUCACACGGCUGCAGGCCCUGCGCCGCUCGCGCACAGAGCGGGGGCAAUAUGCGCCGUCGCAGUUAUUCAGUCAACGACCGUCGUCGCUGCGUCUUCCCACCCCUCGGACGUCGCGCUCUCGCUGUAUUCGCUGAAGUCGCAAGCGUUCGAGCGGCGGCUGCCUCUCCCGACUUCGCGGGGGCCGAUUGCGUCUUUCGUCGUCUCGCAGAACUCGUCGUUGCUGGCCGUUUCCUCGCAGGAGGGCGCGGUCUUCCUCGUGGAUAUCCUCUCGCAGGCGGUGAUCCGUGCCAUCUUCAAAGAGGGCGCACCCGCGUCGCCGCGGGCCCUCGCCUUCUCACCCGACGGAAGGUGGCUCGCCGUGGCCUCUCGGCCGGGAGCCUCGCAGGGCCCGACGCUCUACAUCUACGACAUUCUGAGCGCCGCGGUGGUCGACUGGCUGCGCUUCAAGAGCCCCGUUUUGGCGAUGACGUUUGACCCGACCGGGACGUUCCUUCUCACUUCCCACGAGCACGCCCACGGUGGCGUGUUGAUAUGGGCGAACAAGCAUGCGUUCGAUCCGGCUCUGAGCGCGCCCCUUCUGCAUGCGUCGCCAGCGCAGCCGAUAGACGUGGAGGACCCUGUCGCGUGGCAAGCUGGCGAGUCGGCAGACGGCGACCAAGACGGCGACGCGCGGGCAGACCAGGAUACAGAAGAUCGCCUGAAACUGGCUUCCACCUUCUACAAGACCAAGAGAGAGCCACUGUUCAACGGCGCGUUGACCCUCUCCAGCGUUGCACCUUCCAAGCUCCAGGCGCUCAUGUGCGUUGAAGAGAUCAAAGAGAAAUGCAAGCCGGUACAGCCCGUGGCGGCUGCGGUAUCGGCGCCCUUCUUCCUGCCCACGCGCUACGAAGGCACGCAGACCAAAUUCGCGCCGACGGAGGACGGGGCGUGGGUGGGCGAAGAGAACGAGGAGGGGGGGGACGGGCUCGGGGGCGAUGACGCCGUGGCGUUUUUUUCUGGCAUUAAGGCAGGCGCGCGUCAGGACGAACGAGGCAAGAAGAAGGAAGGAAAAAUCUUCACAUCGGACUCAGGCGGCCUAGACGUGCGCUCGACGCUUCAAAAACUUCUCGACGCGCCCGCAGCGGAGACGCAGAGCGAGAAGGAAGAACGAUUCAUGCGCAUUUUGAGUUACCUGAAAGGGCUUUCCCCGUCAGGAGUCUCUCUCGCCUUGCACCAGCUGGGAGUCCUUGCUGGCGGCUCCGACCGCGAGGUGGAAGAAAUGGUACGCGUCUUCCAUUUCCACGUGAAGAAGCGCCACGACGUCGACUUGGUGCAGAGCUUGCUGAAUGUCUUUUUGAAGGCCCACGGCGACAUUUUGGUGAAUGCGGCCCCCGACUCGGGUCUCGCGCAUUGGUCUGCUGACCUCGAGCGUCUUCUGCGCAACGACUGGCAGACUUUGGAAGAGCAGUUCGCUAUGCUACAGUGUCAUCUCAAGUUCCUUACGCAUCUUCAGAUGGAAUAG